UGUGCUGAUAAAAUUAUAAUUGUGAAAACAAAAAAGAAGUAUGAAGUCGUUUUUCUUCUUAUCGCUUUUAUCAUUUGCAAUUUCUGUUCAGGUAAUCAAAGGACAAGAAAUGACAUUUGCUACAAUAUUGAAUAAAUUGUAUACUGAAGGUGAAGGUAAAGUUGAAAUCCGGUCAAGUUUCGAUUGUAUUCUUAGGAUUUCCAAUAAAGUCGAUGUACUAAAAAAGAAAUUGGAAUCGUCUUUAAAGGAAAUUAUAGGUAGCAAUACUGUCGAAAAUGUGGAAAAUCACAUUCCGGAGGACUUGAUGAUUUCAUUAGCUAAUGGCAAUGUAAACGGUCGUCAAAAACUGCUUCGUGUGAUCGAUUUAGUUAAUGUUCAACAGCUCAUGUCGGUUGUUAGACUAACGAACGUUAUUAUUGAGAAAAUGUCCUUUCAACCCGAUCCAAAGGAUUUAAAUGCAUUUUGUUCGUUUAAAAGAUGGUAUAAACGACCGAUUGGCGUAGCACAUUUAAAAGAAAUUGAAAAUAGUAUAAUAACAGUCACAACACAGCACGGUGAAUUGCGCAAAAGAUUCGACAAUGAAAUAUUUGAAAUGGAUCAAAUUUCAGCCCAAAUGAAAAAAAUACUCGUUAAACUUAAUGCGUGUAUGGGCGGAGAAUUGAACGUUUGUCAAACAGUGCUUAAGCUUAAAGUUGAACAAGCAGUUAACUUCAUAGAGCAAAUAUACUUGAAACAAGACAAGCUGAUCAAUCGCUAUCAAAGUACACUUAAAAUUCUUGACGAAUACAAUGUGAAACGCAUGGAAUGGACAGAAUUUCUGGUUGGAAUCAGAAAAACUCUUGGUGGAAAUCGAAAACUAUUGCAGAAGGAUUCAUCUUGCAACAUCAUGUAGAAUUCGUUUGGAGAUUGGAUAUUUUUCUGUAACCAUUUUAUUAGCCAGAAAUAUUGUAAAACAUUGUAUUUAUCUUCGAUUUCGUGCAAAUAAACACAUAGAAAAACUUGUGAAUAUAGUUA
This is a messenger RNA of Contarinia nasturtii (swede midge), 1014 nucleotides long. RefSeq lists its product as uncharacterized. Bases 41 to 892 code for a protein of 283 amino acids. The record is from RefSeq and is a predicted model, not a curated record. NCBI's taxonomy places the organism in Eukaryota, Metazoa, Arthropoda, Insecta, Diptera, Cecidomyiidae. The transcript is spliced from 2 exons.